UUGCCGAUGCGCGGGGCCGCGAUCAGGGCACUCGUCGCAGCAGCGACGACAUUCCCUGUCGGCGCCGGCUCGCGCGCUUUGAAGGACAAGGAUGAUGCCGCCCUUUUGCCGCUGCCCGCCUCUCCUUCUCCUCAGGCACCUCCUACACUGAGCUGCGCAUCGGUCUCGUCCUGCGCGGGUCUCGAUCUCCUGGCUGGAGCGGUCCUCUGCACCGACCGAGGAGAGUGCCGGCCACAGGCUGAGGCCGACUGCGGCAGCGUCUGCUUCGUCCCGGCGGCCUGGCCCAUCGCCGAGAGCGGCAGCGGCGACGCCGGAGCGGAGCUUGCGCCUCGGCCAGCGGCCGAGGCAGCGGAGCCCGCCGAACCCGCGGAACUGGCCGGCGCGGCGGCGGAGUCGGGCGGGGCGGAAACGAGCGCAGAGGCAGCGGACGCAGAAGCAGAGGCGGUGACGGUGGUGGAGGCGGUGGAGGCGGUGGAGGCGGAGGCGGUGGAGGCGGAGGCGGUGGAGGUGGACCCGGCGGAAGAGCCUGGGCCCGGCGAGGCGCACGGCGAGGCGGAGAGCGAGCCGCAAGAGGAGGCGCAGCCGCUGCCGCUGCCGCAGCAGCAGCAGCAGCAAGAGCAUCACGCGUCCGAGGCGCAACGGCACUCGCCGGGCCUCGGCGAGAAGGUGUGCAAGGCGAAGGCGGGCCUGGUGCACUGCUGGCUCGCCGGCUGCGUGGCCGAGUGCUCCAGCGAGAUCGCGCCCGCCCUCCUCCUCCUCCUCAUCGUCGGGAUGUCUGCGCACACCUUUGGCUCGCUGCUGUCCGGGCUGGGCUUCCCCGCCAUCACCACCUUCCUCUUCUUCGGCGUGGUCGCCGGUCCGUACGGCACAAACAUCGUGUCCGCCGAGGAGGCGGCCAAGCUCACCUGGCUCAACAAUGUUGCCCUCGGCUUCAUCGGCCUGUCUGCGGGCGGCAAGCUCCACCUCAACGAGGUGCGCGAGAACCUGUCCGCCGCGCUGAGCGUGCUCGGCGGGCUGGUGACCGUCACCUACUUCGGCUCCAUCACGACGACGCUGCUCUUCGGACACAUCUUCCUCCCCUUCCUCGUCGACGUCACGCUCAACGAUAAGAUGUCCGCCGCGCUGCUCAUCGCCUGCCUCGCGGUCGCUCGCUCGCCCUCCUCCGCCAUCGCAAUCAUCGAGGAGCUGCACGCCAAGGGCCCCUUCACCACCACCGUCCUCACCGUCACCGUGCUGAUGGACGUGGUCGUCGUGCUGCUCUUCGCGCUCACGCAGCUGGUGGUGAGCUCGCUGCAGGAGGGCGGCGCGGGCGAGGGCGGCGCGGAGGGCGGCGGAAGCCUGCUGCUCGAGUUCGUGCAGCAGACCCUCCUCUCGGUCGUGCUCGGUUGCCUGAUCGGCUUCUCGAUGCCGCUCAUCUACGCCUGCCCCAUCCCCGAGCCAGACCGGCGAGAGAAGGGGUGGCGCGGCGCGCUGGCCUCCUUUUUCCGCGCCACCGUCGGGGUGCUCCUCUCGGUGGCGCAACGGACAACCCUCCUCUUCACCGGGUUCGCCCUCUUCUUCGACGAGCGGUACGAGGAGGUGACGGCGGGACGCGCGGCGAUCAACCCGCUCGUCUGCUGCAUGGUUGCCGGCUUCGUGACGAGCAACCUGACCGCGGGGGGCCACGCCUUCCACGAGGCGGUGACGGACCUGUCUGGCCCGAUCUACCUCCUCUUCUUCACCUUCACGGGCAUCACGAUGGACCUGGGCGUGCUGUGGCGCAACCGCUCCGCCUGCAUCCUCCUCUUCGGCUCGCGCUCCGUCUUCAUCGUCCUCGGCUCGCGGAUUGGCGGCCAGCUCGGCGGCCAGCCAGCCGAGUACUACAACCGCUACUGGAUGUCCUUUCUCACUCAGGCGGGCGUCACGCUCGGCCUCGCCCAGUCGGUCGCCCCCCACUUUGUGUGGGGCCCCGACUUUGCGGCUUGCAUCGUCGCGCUGGUCGUGUGCAACCAGAUCGUCGGCCCGCCCCUCUUCAAGCACGUCAUCAAGCUCGUCAACGAGUCCAACAUCGGGUACAACCCCGCGGAGGUGCCAAAGACUGGCUACGGCCCGCGGAUCCGCAACCUCGGCAACGUCAAGAACUCGUCGCUCGGCAAGCCCAAGCCGCGCGGCGUGCUCUGCAUCAAGAGCGCCGACUCGCCCCUCGGCGAGGCGAUCACGCGCCGGCUGCGCGAGCUGCAGUGGGAGGUGCUCGUCGCCGACGAGACCUUCUCGCUCAACACGAGCGUGGACGAGUCGGAGCAGCUGGAGAAGCGCUCGCGCUACAACAUCAUCGGCCUGCCCGACGAGCUGCAGCGCGAGCUCCUCUCCCGCGAGGGGGCGCAGGGCAUGCCGAUCAAGCCGUGGGAGAAGCUCGUCGCCCACCGCUCCAUGCCAACCAUGCCAAAGCUCCCAAUCUCCGAGAGAGACCUCUGGGGCGGCUCCCCCGUCGUCGCCACGCCGCGGCGCCGCGCCGACGAGGCCCUCCCGCGCAGCCCCGACCAGGCCCUCGCCGCCCUCCACUCGCGCGGCUUCGGCUCCAACCCGCUCGAGCGGUCCCGGAUGCUCGCCUCGAAGCAGCUCGGCUCCGACGCCGUCAGCUUCGCCGCCGCUGCGGCGCGCACGCCCUUGCCCCGGCUCGACCUCGGUCGCUUCGACGUCGAGUCCGGCGAGGGGCAGGUGCUCGGCUCGCGGCGGACGCAGAUGCCGCAGCGCAGCGGCUCGGUGCGGCUGACAGCGGGCGAGCCUCGCGAGCCGCGCCGCUCGCCGAGGUCCGGCUCCGGGGGCCGUGCCCACACGCCUCGCGGCCGGCGCGGCUCGCACGACCUCGAGGACGACCCGGCCCGGUACGCGUACUCGAUGCGGCUGCUCUGGCUGGCAGCGUCGAUGAAGAACCUCGACGUGAUCCUCGUCCUCGUCUCGUCCGAUUCGGAGUGCCUCGAGGUCUGCCGCCUCGUCAACGAGCUGAUGCCGAUGAUCGAGCGGUCGCGCAAGGCGAGCUGGUCCAAGCCGCCGCAGGUCGUCAUCUCGCUCGAGGACGAGACGCAGGCGCACCAGCUCACGCCGAGCCCAAACUGCGAGCCGCCGCUCGUGAUCGGGCCGCGGCUCGCGCUGCCGCGCCUCAUCUGCGAGGUGCUCCACCCGACGGCGCACUACACGGGCUCGUUCGAGUCGUCCCCGCUCCUCGACGACUCGCUCUCGGUGUCGGACCUGUCCGACCUCGGCCACAUGCUCGACUUCGGCGACCCGGGCAACGGCCGGAGGGAGGCGGAGAGGCACCACCUCGGCCAGGGCGGCUUCGACCCACCGCCGCGCAGGCGCAGCGGCGAGGGAGCGGGCCGCGGGCCGGGCUCGACGCCCUCGCUCGCAGGCCGCUCCCGCGGCUGGAUGGCGUCGAUGGAGGAGGCGUCGGCCGAGUCGUCCUUCGGCGAGCGGUCGGCCGAGUCGUCCUUCGGCGAGCGGGCCAAGGGCGGCGCAGCCGGCGCGCCCUCCGCCGCGCCUCCGCCGGCCGCCGGCCCGGCGGAGUGGGAGGCGCUCGCAGCGGGCGGCGGCGGGGGCGCGUUCGAGGGGACCGCCGAGGGCGCCGCCGAGGACGAGGGCGGGUGGGACGAGCCGGCCGAGCCGGCGUGGGGGGGCAGCCCCGCGGCGGGCGACAACGCGCCCGCCGCGUCCGACGCGCCCUUUUUUUCCGCCGCGGGCGACGAGGCGGAGAACCCGCCGCCGAGCGAGGCAAAGAGCUCCGCGCCGCCAGGUGGCGCGCUCGACAUGCUGUAGCGGAGCCGACAUCCUGUGUAGAGGAGGGGCGUGGAUGCGGAGGAGGAAGGACUCGGGAGAUGCAUGCGCAUUGGCCCCUGCGAGAGAUACAGUACGUGCGGCGGGGCGCGGGGGGUGCCGCGGGGGAACAACCGGAACUCAAGGUGCGGGGUGCGCGUUUGAUUCGGCGCAGCCGCAGAGGAGAGAUGCAGAUUGUGGGCGGGAGUCCUACCAGAGCGUCUCUGUGACCGCCGCGGGAGGUCUGCGAGUCGAUUAUACGUCAGUAAGUGGUGUGUACAUACACACUCACCUCGCUCUCCGUGAGCGUGACC
Emiliania huxleyi CCMP1516 is the source of this 4103-nucleotide messenger RNA. RefSeq lists its product as hypothetical. The transcript has 5 exons. NCBI's taxonomy places the organism in Eukaryota, Haptophyta, Isochrysidales, Noelaerhabdaceae. Bases 7 to 3792 code for a protein of 1261 amino acids. The record is from RefSeq and is a predicted model, not a curated record.